CACACUCCACAGCCUGUGCUGCAUCAGGACGGACACACGGACGAGGGAUACUCUAGUGGAGAAGAAGAUAGUUGUGCCAAUAUGUUAAAAUGUUGUGCAUUGGACUUCUCCCUGCAUCUGCUUCAUGACCACGGCUCUUUUUGGCUAUGAGGAAGAAUUGAUGUGUACGAUGUCCAGCGUAGACCUGCAGGGUCACAUACCUCCACUUCUGUGACGUUACUACACCCGAGGAGUUAGAGGCCUCUUCCUCGUUGUACUUCCAUCCCAGGCCCACCAUGGGAGGAUGCUUCUCCAAACCCAAACCAGUUGAAGUCAAAGUGGAACUAUCUCUGAUGGAAAAGGAAAAAGAGGUGGACGGCCUGUCACCUAAUGGCAAGGCGAGUCCCUUUGCGGACUGCAGGCCAAAUGGGGCCCUGGGGCACAGCUCGGACGACGACUCCACCCCUCUCCAAGCGUACCACAAAUCACGAGACUACGUGGAGGCCUCCGUCUGCCAUGUCAAAGAUCUGGAAAAUGGACAGAUGCGAGAAGUUGACUUGGGAAGCGGCAGAGCCUUGUUGAUUAAAGAACACGGCGAGUUUUCAGCAUUGGGCCACAAGUGUCCACACUACGGCGCACCUCUGGUCAAAGGUGUGCUGUCAAAGGGACACGUGCGUUGUCCCUGGCACGGCGCAUGUUUUAACAUUGCAACAGGCGAUAUAGAGGACUUCCCCGGUCUGGACUGCCUGCCCACCUUCCAGGUCAGAGUUGAAAAGGACAAGGUCAUCAUCCGGGCAAACAAGCAGGCUCUUCAGUCACAGAAAAGGUCAAAGGCCAUGGCCCGAUGUUCAGCAGUCAUUAACUCGAACACAUGCUUCACUCAUGUUCUAAUUAUUGGAUCAGGUCCAGCAGGUCUGGUGUGUGCGGAGACGCUGAGGCAAGAGGGCUUCACGGACCGCAUCGUCAUGUGCACCAUGGACAGACAUCCUCCUUAUGACAGGCCUAAACUGAGUAAGUCCCUAGAUAGCACAGCGGAACAGCUGAGGUUACGUUCCAUGGACUUUCUGCAGGACCAUGACAUAGAACUGCUCACAGAAAAGGAGGUGGUGGCAUUAGAUGUGAAGAUGCGCUGUGUGACCUUUGAGGACGGACUGAGGAUGGAAUACAGAAAACUCUUCAUCGCCACAGGAAACAAGCCCAAAGCUCUGAACUACAAUGGCAAAGAUGUCAGGAAUGUGUUUCAUGUUCGGACACCUGAGGACGCUAACAGCAUAGCCAGGCUGGCCAACAACAAAAACGCUGUGAUUGUAGGAACUUCUUUUGUUGGUAUGGAGGUGGCUGCAGCUCUGACGGACAAGGCCCACUCCGUCUCCAUCAUUGGGGUCGAGACAGUCCCGUUUAAAAAAGCUCUAGGGGAGAAAGUAGGGAAAGCCAUAAUGAAGCUCUUUGAAGUUAACAGAGUGAAGUUCUACAUGCUGAAUGAGGUGUCAGAGAUGAUUGGCCAUCAUGGACAGCUAAAGGAGGUGGUACUGAAGAGUGGCAAAGUCCUGCGAGCAGAUGUGUGCGUAGUUGGAGCAGGAUGUGUUCCUGCAACAAGUUUCUUGAAACAGAGCGGCGUUCACAUGGACUCAAAGGGCUUCAUCACUGUAAACAAGAUGAUGCAGACAAAUGUGGACAGUAUCUUUGCUGGGGGAGAUGUGGUGACCUUUCCUUUUCCACCGCGCAACAACAAGAAGGUCAACAUCCCUCACUGGCAAAUGGCCCAUGUGCACGGAAGAGUAGCAGCUCUCAGCAUGAUGGGCAGAGUCACUGAGAUGAAAACGGUGCCUUACUUCUGGUCGGCCAUGUUUGGAAAGACCAUACGAUAUGCUGGUUAUGGUGAGGGAUUUGAUGAUGUCAUCAUCCAAGGCGACCUGGAUGAACUGAGAUUUGUCGCAUUUUACACCAGGGGAGAGGAGGUGGUUGCGGUCGCCAGCAUGAACUAUGAUCCCAUUGUGUCCCGAGUGGUGGAGGUCUUAGGAUCCGGAAAGACGAUUAAGAAACGAGAUGUGGAGACUGGUGACAUUUCCUGGUUGAUUGACAAGGGCUCCCAAUGACUUCACAUGUGCAGAGACCAGACGUGCACUCGACGUUUGGACACUAAAUGGUGCUGACACACAGGGCAGCUAUCCCGGUCCGUGGACUUUGACUGUUCAAGACACUAAAACAUGUCGCUGACUGACUCUCUGACGUGAGAGAGCUUAGUCAGCAGGAUGUUUUUGACCCAGGUUGUCAUGUUUCAAGACAAUAGAGGAUUCAGCUUCAAGAUCCCAUUUACAUGUUGCCACGGAUGGGCCUUGAUUCUUUUUUAUUAAUAAUACUGUAUAUAGCUUUAAUCCUGAAUGCACUGUAACUUAAUAGAAACAUAUUAUUUGAGAAGAUCCUUUUUUAUAUAGUGGAAUGAUGGCGUUCUUGUAUGGGGGUUAAUUUGUCUCUUUAUUACCAAAGCUUUUUUUGACAAUGAAUUUAUGUCACCGAAUUUUUUGCGUUUGUGUGAACUUCAUUUUUUUGUGCAUCUAAUUAUGCUGACAAUUUCAUUGAAUAAAAAUGUGUGAGCAAAAUGUGUAUUUAAAAAUUCAGUGUGUUAAAAUACAGCAUUUAAAAAUUCAGUCUAUAUAAAUUUAAAAUUUAGUGCAAAAAGAUUCAGUACAGGAAUAUUUGUUGCUUCAAAAUUCAAGACUCACUUCCGGUAAAUUAAGACUGAAGCAAUCGAUGUCGUAUCAGAACCAGCCAAUGAGGUGCCCAGGUAGUUGUUCACAUAGUGUGUAGAGCUGCAUAAACUUCUUUGCCUUCGCAAGACCCGUGUCACAUGACUGCAAAUUUGACACCUCAUUGGCUGGUUCUAAUACACGACCGAUUGCUUCAAUUUUUAUUUAUUGGAAGUGGGUCAUGAAUUUUGAAUAUUUCUGCACUGAAAUUUUAUAAACACUGUAUUUCUACAAAAUUUAUUUUUAAACACUCACAUUUUUUAUUCAAUUGAAUACUCAAUGCAAUAUUUGAAGAGAAGGAUGUAAAAAAAAAAAUCAGUUCACAAAAUUCGAUGCAUAAAAUUCAGUUACAUACAGUUCAUUCAGUGUCAAAAAAAGCGUUGGUAAUAAAGACACAAAUUAACCUCCAUAUUUUUGUAUAAAGGCCUUAUAUUUGCAUGACACAUCUUUGUUUUUGCCUAGAAAUGCUCACAAGACACUUUAUUAAGUACACAUGCGUCCAAUAAAAGAUGGCAAAAAUAGCAGUGAAUCUCUAUGCAGGUGUACCUAAUGUUGUGGCUUAUGAGUGUAUGUCAAACACACACACACAUGCAGCUUUAAAGUGUACUAAAUAACCUUUAAACAUUUAAAUAUACCUCUUUUUAUUGGCCGUCUUGCUAGUAGUUUGCACAAAUCAAGUUUGAUUCCUUUGAUUCCAUAUUAAUGCUUGCCUUCAACAUCAACACAAAAUGAUGACAUAAUUAAUGAUGCCAAUUGCUGAUAGCUGUCUCCUCCAUGGGGAUGUUUUUGUUACUAACUCAGGGAACUGAGGUUCGUAGCCUGCAUGGUUACCCUGUACUUCUCAAAAAGAAAGGAAUGUCUUGCUUUAAUAUAUAUUUUUAUCAAAUUACUACUUCUUGGGUUCUGUCUGUAUAAACUAGAGGCAUUGGUGAUGAACGAUACUCAAGUGUUCUUUCUACAAAGCCGGAGGGCUUUUUUAACUACAACUUUGAAAUAAAAUUAUUCUGCUUCACCAAACACUUCAUUAUUCUGUACUAAUGAUCACUGAUAAGCAAAACACAGGAAAGAAAAGGUUGGUAGAAAAUAUUUAAUGAAUUUCACAGACGUAACAAAGUUCAUGUUUGACAUUUUUCAUUUUGAGGCAGUAAAAUAUUCCUAUACAUAUGAGUUUCAUAAAAUAAAAAUAUUGUUACAAAUAUUUUCAUAACUCAGCCCAACCCAACUAAGACCACACACAAUACAAAUGAUUAUUAUAUAUUAUUUAAUGUAAAAAAAUAUUGUUUAAUGUAUCAUUUUUUUAAAACCAGUGUUAUCUGUGCCACUCAAAUAUUUGUACCUCUUUUAUUUAUUUUUAGAUUUUUUUCCUAGUUUCCAAACACUGAAAUAGCCACAGCUUUUGACUCGCAUCUCAUGUUCCAGUUAAAAAAAUGGUGUCCGUUUGGAGCAAAAGUUUAUUUUUCCAGUAAUAAAUACCUUACCAUAGAAUAAGCUCAUAAGAUAAAACAAUAUUGCUGAUUUUCACAACAAAACUGCAUCGUUAACUACGGGGCUGUUUCACUACUACAUGAUAAAAACUAACCACUGGGGACAAAAUAAGAUACAUCCGCACAAUGUAAUGAGACCCAGCACAUGAAUCCACAGUCAAUUAAAUUGAGAAAUAUAUAUAUAUAUACACACACACACACGCACACGCACACACACACACACACACACACACACACACAC
Molecule: messenger RNA, 4451 nt
Organism: Nerophis lumbriciformis (worm pipefish)
Lineage: Eukaryota; Metazoa; Chordata; Actinopteri; Syngnathiformes; Syngnathidae
Gene: aifm3
Product: AIF family member 3
Biological process (GO): execution phase of apoptosis
Cellular component (GO): cytoplasm; mitochondrion
Molecular function (GO): 2 iron, 2 sulfur cluster binding; oxidoreductase activity, acting on NAD(P)H
Source: RefSeq, a predicted model, not a curated record